Messenger RNA from Paramisgurnus dabryanus, 2581 nucleotides. RefSeq names its product cyclic nucleotide-gated channel alpha-3. Gene Ontology annotation, molecular function: cGMP binding; protein-containing complex binding; intracellularly cGMP-activated cation channel activity. The record is from RefSeq and is a predicted model, not a curated record. Lineage: Eukaryota; Metazoa; Chordata; Actinopteri; Cypriniformes; Cobitidae. Gene Ontology annotation, biological process: monoatomic cation transmembrane transport. Gene Ontology annotation, cellular component: plasma membrane; intracellular cyclic nucleotide activated cation channel complex.
AUGCCUAAAAUCUGCACAGAGCAGUCGUACCCAUCACAAAGAUCUGCCUUCACUCCUGAGCCAGAUAAUGAAAGGAUGUCCUGGUUCAUUCUGAGGCUUGGCAGAAGGUCCAAACGAUGUCACGCAUCUGAAUGCAGUCAUUUAGAUUUAGCAGAAAAGUCUGCAGAUACUGGAGGACAAGAGGAGUCAUGGGGGGACGAGAGAGAACGGGGCAAACUGCAUUACAGGAACUGCAAUAACAAUGCUGGUCAUUGGCCCUUUGCAACAAUGAAUAUGAACAACUGCAACAAUACAGACAACAAAAAGGAUGACAAGGGCAUAAAGAAAGAGGAGCCAAAAAAGGACGAGAAGAAAGAUGACAAGAAGGAUGAUAAAAAGGAGGAGAAACCAAAAGAUGUGUGGAUAAUGGAUCCAGCCUCAGAUUUGUAUUAUCACUGGCUGACCAUUGUAGCAAUACCUGUAUUCUACAACCUAAUGAUGCUUAUUACCAGAGCCUGUUUUAAUGAGCUGCAGGAUGACUUCACCACCUUAUGGGUCGUCCUGGACUACACAUCAGAUGCCAUCUACUACAUCGACACAUUUGUGAGAUCAAGGACAGGUUUCUUGGAACAAGGUUUACUAGUAAAAGAUUCUAAGAAGCUGUGGGAACAAUACAAAAAGGCACCGCAAUUCAAGUCUGACGUGAUUUCCAUGAUACCGACAGACUUAAUAAUGCUGAAAGUGGGUUACAACAAUCCAGAACUGAGAUUCAAUCGGCUUUUCAAGAUGGCUCGUCUAUUCGAGUACUUCGACCGCACCGAAACCAGAACCAACUUUCCCAACAUCUUCAGAAUCGGCAACCUCGUCCUCUACAUCCUUAUCAUCAUCCACUGGAAUGGCUGCAUCUUCUUCGCCAUCUCGAAAACAAUCGGUUUCGGGACGGACACUUGGGUGUACCCCAACAUUAGUGACCCAGACUUUGGUCGUCUUACUAGAAAGUACAUCUACUGUCUGUACUGGUCUACUCUAACGCUCACAACCAUAGGAGAGACUCCACCCCCGGUCAAAGAUGUUGAGUACUUAUUCGUAGUAGCUGAUUUUCUCAUCGGCGUGCUUAUUUUCGCCACCAUCGUCGGUAACGUCGGCGCCAUGAUUUCCAACAUGAACGCCUCACGUGCCGAGUUCCAGGCCAAGAUUGACUCCAUCAAGCAGUACAUGCAGUUUCGAAAGGUCACCAAAGAUCUGGAGGCCCGUGUUGUUAAGUGGUUCGACUACCUUUGGACGGAGCAGAAGACCUGCGAUGAAAAGGAAGUUCUCAAGAAUCUCCCUGACAAGCUUAAAGCAGAGAUCGCCAUCAACGUCCAUUUAGAAACCCUCAGAAAGGUGCGUAUCUUUCAGGACUGCGAGGCGGGUCUUUUGAUUGAGCUUGUCCUCAAGCUCCAGCCCCAGGUUUUUAGUCCCGGAGACUACAUUUGCAAAAAGGGUGACAUCGGACGGGAGAUGUACAUAAUCAAAGAAGGCAAGCUGGCCGUGGUGGCCGACGAUGGCGUCACGCAGUUUGUGGUUCUCGGAGAUGGCGCUUACUUCGGCGAAAUCAGCAUCCUGGGUAUCAAAGGAAGCAAAGCAGGAAACCGCAGAACUGCUAACAUACGUAGCGUGGGAUAUUCAGACCUGUUCGCCCUCUCAAAAGACGACUUGAUGGAGGCGCUAACCGAGUACCCGGAUGCCAAGAAGGCUUUGGAGGAGAAAGGCAGGGCCAUUCUCAUGAAAGACAAUCUUAUAGACGAGGCUGCGGCCACUGCGGGCGCCGACCCUAAAGACAUGGAAGAUAAGGUCAACGCAUUGGAGACAAAUCUGGAGGUUGUGCAGAGCAAAUUCGCUCGUCUUAUGGUAGAUUGGACAGCUGGCCAAAACAAGAUCAAACUGAGGAUUGCCAACAUGGAGGCAAGAGUGAAGACCCUUAGGGAAGAGGAUUUGCCAGAGGAAGUGGAGGAUAAGAAAGACAAAUAGUUUUGCACAGAAAUAGAUUAAUUUCACGGCAUCCCAGCAUGGAUUAAACAUUUACCCAUCCAGUUUUGUUUUGGAGAAACUGCCUGUCAUUAAAGUGCAAGUCCAGAACCAUGCACUAUUUAUAGAUCAGAGAUUUGCCAGUGCACGAGACUAAAGCCAAUUGUGAUGGCUUUGCUAAUGCAGGAUGGGCUUUAGGAGGAAUCUGGAUAUGCACAAACACCAGUCGUUGUUGGAUUUCGCUGAUUUUGUUCCUGGUGCUAUCAGAAUAAAGUACCGCAUGUCAGGAUAUCAGGAAAUUUAACACUUCAAAUAGUGAAAAUUUUAUUUUAAGGGGCGAUUGUGCAGCUAUACUCUCUGUGAGAUGUCAUGUUGGAUUUUUUUCUAGACAUAACUGGUGACUCCUGUAUUUUUGCAUUUUAAAUAAUUGAUUGCAAACAUGCUUGCUUGUAUUGAAAUAUCAAGUAUUUGAAGUUUGAAAAAUAUAUUAAGCACCUGCUUCCUUUCUCCCUCUGGGUCUUCAAAGCAAUGUAGUUUCAUGUUGUACAUCCUCACUAAACAUUCAAAGGAGUCUAUGUGCUUUUUAGAAUUUAUU